This is a messenger RNA of Haliotis rubra (blacklip abalone), 1903 nucleotides long. RefSeq names its product galactosylceramide sulfotransferase-like. Gene Ontology annotation, biological process: glycolipid biosynthetic process. The transcript has 3 exons. The record is from RefSeq and is a predicted model, not a curated record. Gene Ontology annotation, cellular component: membrane. Lineage: Eukaryota; Metazoa; Mollusca; Gastropoda; Lepetellida; Haliotidae. Bases 153 to 1361 code for a protein of 402 amino acids. Gene Ontology annotation, molecular function: galactosylceramide sulfotransferase activity.
GCUGAUUUGCCGAAACUUUUCACAUCAGUUUGAAUAUUACAAAAAACAGCGAACAAGUUUCUUUGACAAGUUGCAGAUUAAUAAGACAGUGUUCAUUUAUGUCUAUAUUGGCUGACACAUAAUAAACAAGAAACGUUGGGAUUCUCGUGGACAUGGGCUGCGGAUGUAGAAAAUCCAUAAGCGCGUUACUCGCCGCCAUCAACAUCUGUUGCGUCUUCCUGGUCCUCAUUGCUUUCCCUCGCUUGUUUCCGAGGAAACAAGUUUUGGAUACAGCACAUACAUGUGAUAUUGUGGCUAUGAAAUCAAACCAGAAAAUACCGGCGUUACCAAGCAAUGAAGCGCCCUCCAACAAAUGUUCCAAGGUGAGAAACCUCGCCUUCCUGAAAGUACACAAAUGUGGCGGCUCAACAAUAGCCAAUAUCUUACAACGCUUUGUCACGAGGAACCAACUUAAUGUAGUUCUUCCCAACAAGGACACGUGGUCAUAUGGUUUCAAUCACCUGGGGAUUAAUCGGAAUUUCACAAUGAAGUCGGUGAUUCCGAUUCCUCGGAACGAGACGUAUAACGUUAUAUGCCAUCAUGUCGAGUACAACAGGACUAUGUUCAAAAAGCUUCUACCAGAGGAUGCACCAUUUUUCGCCAUUGUUCGAGACCCGGAAGAAAGGUUUGUUUCCGCUGCGUUCUACUAUCAACUUGUGAAGGAUCUUAAAAGGAAGGUUAAAGGUUUUAACAGGACAAACUACAUAUUUACUGAAUGGUUAAAAAAUCCACGGAAGUAUACAAGUGCUAUAGAAACUAGUAAUCAUAUGGCGUAUGAUUUUGGCAUUUCGGAGAUGUAUUUCCAUAACAGUAGUUAUGUCGACGAGUAUAUUCGAUCACUUGACUCCGAUUUCGACUUUGUGUUACUCAUGGACUAUUUUGACGAAUCUCUGAUGCUUCUGCGUCGCAAGCUGUGCUGGAGCAUGAAGGACAUGGUUUACCUCAGAAGUAACAGUGGAAAAAAUAAAGUGGAUUUCGCUUUGAGUGAGGAUGACCGGAAGCUGUUGAGGAAGUGGCAAAUGGCGGACGUCGCCAUCUUUGAGCAUUUCCGUGCCCGGUUCUGGCGUCAGGUGGAGUCGGAGGGGAGGGAGUUGUUCCAGGAAACGGCGUUCUUCAAACAGAUCCUGAGGAGGGUCCGCGACUACUGCAAGUACGGGAAGUUGCGAUGGCCGUCGGUGGACAUUGCGUCCUCGUCCUGGAGUGAGUCCUUCAACGUCACUGUGGAGGACUGUAAACAGAUGGAAACUGGGGAGCUUGAGUUUGUUGCCAUGCUUCAGAAAUCCGCUUGGGCUAAAUAUAACGCUUCAUUGACAAGAUCUUAAUUGAACUACAUAGUACAGCCACAGGCCCUCGUGUCUUUGCGAGGAUUAAAGAUGUUAAUAAAGAUAUAACAUUUGAGCUGACCCCCGACUGGAAAUGCUUCACAGUACAAUACAUUAGGACAAGGCCUUGUCAUAAUGUAUUGUACUGUGUAGCAUUUCGAGUCGGGGGUCAGCUCAAAAAAAUUUUUUUUUAAUCUUUAAUCUUCGCAAAGACACGACGACCUGUGAGUACAGCUAGAUAAUUGAUAGUGCAAUGUUCAGAGAGGACAAGAAUUCAAUCCAUGAUAAAUCGUCCCCAUCAGUGCUUAGUCUAUAGAAAUAAGUCUUGUUUGAUGUCCGUGUGGAUUUGGUGGACGUUGAUUUUUGCCGAAUGUUUCUACUACAGAUUGUCGGCCAAUAGUGGGUGUUAGGAAAUUUCUACCAAGUUCGGAAAUAGCCAAGCUGAGACAGAUAUGGAAGUACGCUUUCUCUUCGUGUGUUGUUUUGGCCAUAACAAUGACUCAGCUGUUAUUGCCUUUUGUCAUUAAAACAUGUGAUAUCAU